Messenger RNA from Musa acuminata subsp. malaccensis (wild Malaysian banana), 2231 nucleotides. Its product is annotated as probable sugar phosphate/phosphate translocator At1g06470. Gene Ontology annotation, biological process: UDP-glucose transmembrane transport. Gene Ontology annotation, molecular function: antiporter activity. The record is from RefSeq and is a predicted model, not a curated record. Gene Ontology annotation, cellular component: endoplasmic reticulum-Golgi intermediate compartment; Golgi apparatus; cis-Golgi network. Lineage: Eukaryota; Viridiplantae; Streptophyta; Magnoliopsida; Zingiberales; Musaceae.
GGCAUCUUGAACACUCGUUAUCCUUCUUCCUUUCUCGUUCUCCAACAUCCGUGGAUCCAUCCCCUGGAUCCAGUCCCAAGGACAUUUCGCCAACAACCUCUUCGGUCUCGUUCGCCUCUUCUCGCGGUGAUCGAGAUCCAAGAACCGAUCUCGUCGGGUCCGUUUCUUGCUUCGACCCACUUUCUUCGAUCGGUUUCUUUCGAACCCCAGGAGAUUUGAAGGAUUCGAGAUCGAUGGCCGAGAGCGAUCAUGCUGCGCAGAAGGACACCGAGGCAGCGGGAACGAAGGUCGAUGAGGAUCGGACCAUGCAUGAGGAGCAGCGGUUCCCCGAGGACCCAUCUAUUUCGCACGGCGCCGAGCGGCCGAGCUGCUCGGUCGAUGAUUUUUGCAUUGGCGGCACAUCAGAAGAGGCCGAGAACGUCGAGUCGUCAUUGAUCCGCGGGGAAGGAUUGGGCAGAGAUGCCGCCACCGAGCCGGAGAGGCAGAGAUCUCCCUACUUUCGCCAGAGGAGUGCCGUCCCUGGUGCCGAGGGCAACUCGAUUGGUAAAAAGUACGUUCCAUUCGACGUGGUGAAUGGUCUGCACACAACCCAGUCGAUGUUGAAGCUCGAAGAAGUAGAAAGGGCUGCGGAGAGCUCCGUUUCCAAGGUCGUUGUGCUCAAGACAUUGUUUUAUAUUUUGGUCUGGUACACAUUCAGCACUUGCUUGACAUUGUACAAUAAGACGCUAUUAGGCCAUAAAUUAGGGAAGUUUCCAGCACCAUUAUUGAUGAAUGCAUUUCAUUUCACACUUCAAGCUGUUUUAUCAAAAAUUGUUGGGUGCAUCCAGUCUCGGGGAGCUGAUGUUGGCAUUACAAUGACGUGGAAGGAUUACUUCAUUAGAGUUGUGCCAACAGCUCUUGGAACUGCUCUUGACAUAAACUUGAGCAAUGCUUCUCUUGUUUUCGUAUCCGUGACAUUUGCCACAAUGUGUAAAUCUGCCUCUCCAGUUUUUCUUCUACUGUUUGCUUUUGCAUUUAGGUUGGAGACUCCUAGUUACAAGCUUUUGGGCAUCAUAUUGAUCAUUUCCUUUGGAGUUCUGUUAACAGUUGCCAAGGAUACACAGUUUGACUUUUGGGGAUUUGUCUUUGUUAUGUUUGCUGCUGUUAUGAGUGGUUUCCGCUGGUCCAUGACUCAGAUUCUUUUGCAGAAAGAAGCUUAUGGUCUAAAGAAUCCAAUCACUCUGAUGAGUUAUGUUACUCCUACCAUGGCUGUAGCAACUUUAGUCCUCUCCCUAGUGAUGGAUCCUUGGCAUGAUCUUGACACAAAUGCAUACUUUGAUAGUCCAUGGCAUGUUAUGCUCAGCUGUCUCUUAAUGCUUACUGGAGGAGCAUUGGCUUUCUUUAUGGUAUUAACUGAAUAUAUUCUUGUUUCAGCAACCAGUGCUGUAACUGUUUCUAUAGCUGGUGUUGUCAAGGAAGCUGUUACUAUUAUGGUCGCGGUGUUUUACUUCCAUGACCAGUUUACAUUGAUAAAGGGGAUUGGACUUCUUAUAAUCAUUACCGGUGUCAGUUUAUUCAACUGCUAUAAAUAUGAAAAACUGAAGAAGGGUCAGCCAAAGGAAAAUGAAGAAACCAUAUCUCCAAGUCCCAGUGGAGCAGCAAAAUAUGUCAUCCUUGAUGACAUGGACCUUCUACAUUAUGAAAAUUGAAUCACACAGUACAAUCAGAUAUCCAAUUUGAAACUGAUAAUGAUUGUCCUCAAAACUUGGUGUCCAGAGGCAUCCAUGCUCUUCCAGGUUCUUUAGGAUGUGCCGGACUGCAAGUUUGCUGAUUGUCUCAUCAAAUUGUUUGCACCAUGGAAGUCGUAGACAGCACAUGGAACUCCCGUGCUGUUGAUCGGUUUGAAUCGUCUUCUUCUUCUAACAUAUUAUCAUGCCAUUUGGUGCCUUCUUAUCUUUGUUCAACUCUUUUAGAGCAAGAAGCUUUAUAUCGUGGUAUCGUCUAUUUUUUCGAGUACCUACAUCCCAAGCAACAGCAAGUUGAAGAAACAACCACGCAACAUGGGGUCAUCAAGCAAAAGGAAAGUCUGCUUUCGCCGGUUUAUGUGUGGGAGACUGCUUCUUACUGUAGAAAAAUUCUUAUUAGGAUAGAUUGAUUGACCAAAAAUGUCAUGCAAGUUCUUUUUAGUUCUCUAGGGUUGAAUAUUUUUAGGAAAACAUUGAGGAAGAUCAGUAUUUAUUUACUUUUUAUUA